GCGGGAGCGGGGUGCUCGCGUCGGGCAGCGGGCGCGCGCCCGCCAUGGCUGUUGUCCGCUGACGGUUGGAGCGCGAGCCAUGGAGCGGGCCCGGGCGAUCGGAGAUCCUCACUGAAGCCAAACCUGCGGCGCAAGGCGAUGGCGGGGCCCCGGUGGCCCGAAGCCUCCGCCGUUGCCAACCACCACCACCACCACCUCCUCCUCCUCCUCAUGUUCCUACUGCUGCCGGGUGCAAUACGGGGCGACAUUGAUGGUAUCUUUGAAAAAUUGUGAAGUGGACUGCCCAGCUUUCAAAACUAAUGUUUUGUGGACAGAUAUAUUGUGGACACCUAUAGUCAGAAAACCAGUGUGCUGCCAGUACAGUGACUCUGCCAGAAACCCUGCUGUUCAUAUCCACGCUUGAUGGGAAUCUGCAUGCUGUCAGUAAACGGACUGGGGAGAUCAAAUGGACCUUAAAAGAAGAUCCAAUCAUUCAAGUUCCUGUCUACCUGGCCGGACCAGCAUUUCUUCCAGACCCAAAUGAUGGAAGUCUCUAUAUCUUGGGAGGGACAGCUAAAGAGGGACUAAUGAAACUCCCUUUCACCAUCCCUGAACUGGUUCAUUCCUCCCCUUGUCGGAGCUCUGAUGGAAUACUGUACACGGGUAAGAAACAGGAUCUGUGGUUCGUAGUAGAUCCUGAAACUGGAGAAAAGCAGACCACACUGACCACAGAUAUGUCAGGGAACAUAUGUCCAACCACUCCUCUCCUGUACAUCGGGCGAACAGAGUAUAUGAUCACCAUGUACGAUACCAAGACACGUGAAAUUUUCUGGAAUGCAACCUAUUAUGACUAUUCUGCUCCUUUAUACAAUGAAAACAUGGACUAUAAAAUGGCACAUUUUGCAUCAAAUGGUGAUGGUUUGGUGGUGACUAUAGACAGGGCAUCAGGCGAUGUCCUUUGGAUGCAGAAUUAUGGGUCUCCUGUGGUGGGAAUGUUCAUUUGGCAACAGGACAGCCUUCACCAGAUACCACACCUCAAUGUUGCCAUGGAAACACUGCGGUACCUCACCUUUAACUCUCUAGAUAUCCGAAUGAUAAAGUGGAAGUACCAGUUCGUGAAAGAGCCAUCCACUACAAAGACCCAAUUGGUUCCCACACUUUAUGUCGGGAAGCAUGCAUCUGCUUUCUAUGCCUCAACAUCUCUCGUUCAUGAAGGAGUUGCCAUCGUGCCUCGUGGAAUCCCCAUUGUACACAUCGAUGGUCCCACAACUGAGGAUGUCACUGUGCGGGAGCAAAGUGCUUGCGAAAGAACACCGAGCACUCGAGUCAAAUAUCCCCAGGGGAGUAUCCUUGCAUCCAGUAACUUCAAGAGCCAAUGGUUGUUCAUAGGUCAUCAUGAAAUGCCACCAGUUGCACACACUACAAUCCUGAGGACAUUUCCGGAUCCUGUGAAGAAGAAUAAUGAGGCUAUCAUCACUACAAAGACAAACACGAGAACUAUUGAUGAUUUUAUGAUGCCAAGUGACCAGAUACAAUCAAAAUCAUUUGAUGACAGUUAUCGGAUGGACAGUGAAGUGAAGCAAGAGGCUGCAACAGAGACUGUGCCUGAAUUGGGAAACCAAGAUAUUGUGACUGCAACCAUACUUGCUAUACUAAUAGGAUGUUGGGUGGUGUUUCUAGUCAUGUAUCCAAACAAAAUGCACUGGCAGCAGAAAUUACAACAGCAACAGCUGGAACAACAACUGGAGGAGAAUUUCCAGCUGCUUCAGCAGCAGCCCUCACCCUCUGGUGACCAGAACAAUUUGACUUCUUCAGAAUGCACGGAAAUAUCUCAAACUUCCCAAAAAGAAGCCCAAGGACCCAACUCCCCAGUUCGUGACAGCAGUAACCAAUCAUCAGAGCAACCUCCUGAUAACAGUUUGUACAAUGGUACUCUCUGUUAUGAUGAAAUAGUGGCUGGUGCAGCAACCAACUUAGUUACAAUAGGAAAGAUUUCCUUCAACCCAAAAGAAGUACUGGGUCAUGGAGCCGAGGGAACAUUUGUUUUUCGGGGCACCUUUGAUGACCGUAAUGUUGCUGUGAAAAGAAUUCUCCCUGAGUGUUUCAAUUUUGCUGACCGUGAAGUUCAGCUCCUUCGGGAAUCUGAUGAGCAUCCCAAUGUCAUUCGCUAUUUCUGUACUGAAAGGGACAAGCAGUUUUAUUAUAUUGCAAUUGAACUGUGUACUGCUACACUACAAGAGUAUGUGGAAGAUUCCAAGUUUGACCAUGUUAAUCUGGAUCCAGUCACGGCACUCUUUCAGACUAUGUCUGGUCUAGCUCAUCUACAUUCUCUUAAUAUUGUCCAUCGUGAUUUGAAACCACGCAACAUCCUCAUCUCCCUGCCAAACUCUCAUGGGAAUGUGAGGGCAGUGAUCUCAGACUUUGGCCUCUGUAAGAAACUGUCUGCUGGGCAUCACAGUUUCAGCCUGCGCUCGGGCAUACCUGGUACAGAGGGCUGGAUUGCACCAGAGGUAUUACAAGAGGAUCCCAAGGAUAAGGCUACGUACGCAAUAGACAUUUUCUCAGCAGGCUGUGUCUUUUACUAUGUUGUUUCCGAGGGAAAGCAUCCAUUUGGUGAAUCGUUCAGACGGCAGAGUAAUAUCUCAAUAGGGUGGUACACGUUGGAGCAUUUUGAACAAGAGACGCACGAGAAUAUUGUGGGUAAACACCUGAUUGAACAAAUGAUCAGUGACAAUCCACAACAACGUCCCUCCACUCAGUGUGUCUUGAAACAUCCUUUCUUUUGGACUAAAGAAAAACAGCUUCAAUUCUUUCAGGAUGUGAGUGAUCGGAUAGAAAAAGAACCAGUGGAAGGGCCAACAGUUAGUAGAUUGGAGACUGGCGGAAGAUUGGUGGUGAGAACAAACUGGAGGAUGCACAUCUCUGUACCCUUACAAACAGACUUGAGAAAGUUUCGGACAUAUAAAGGAAACUCCGUGCGCGAUCUUCUUCGGGCCAUGAGAAAUAAGAAACAUCACUGCCACGAACUACCACUGGAAGUACAGGAGACACUGGGAGAGAUACCGGACCAGUUUGUGCAAUACUUCACGUCUAGAUUCCCAAAGCUACUGCUGCAUACAUACCAAGCAUUGGAAGCAUGCAGUCAUGAGAGGCUCUUUCACCUGUAUUAUCACCGGGAAUCUGGAGACCUGAACAUUGUCAAGCCAGAGAGAUAGCCAGCACAAGCAUGCUUGUGGGAAUCUAUAGAACUGAAUGAAGUGCUCUUGAAGCUAAAAUGCUUCACGUAGAAUAGAGUAAGAUUGACAUUUUCAGAGAACAAAGAAAUCUGUUCGAUGACCUCUGCUGUCAUAAGCCUGCGCAUAAAUGGAUCAUCUUAACUUUACAAUGGAGACACUUUAUUGGUAUGAUUGGGCAAGAUAAAAAUGUGUUCAUAAUGUAGUCAAGGAGCUGGACCUGACACACAAGGAAGAGACAAUUGUUACAUAACACUACUCCAGCUCACAGCUGUGACCAAAGCUGGGGAGAACAGUUUCUUUCCUAUGCAGAAGAACCAACAAUGUUGUGGAAUCAAACAGGACAGGUAGAAAAAAGGAAAGCGCUCUGCCGUAUACAUGUUUGUGCCAUAAAAACACCACUGAUGCCACAGGUGAUAGUUGUAACACUGGCUACCAACGUUUACAGCAUAGUAUUUGUGCACACUUACCUUAAGUGACUGGAGAGGGGUUUUUUUAAGAGAUUAUUUUCAGUUAAAUACAACCUACUUAAUUUUUUUUAAAUUAUAUCAAAAUCAAUCAUUUCUCAUCACUGAUGGCCUUAUGCAAUGCUAUCAUGUCCUCAUCUUGUAAAGCUGUUAAUAGCUCUAAAUUAUUUUGAAAGGGAGUCAAUGGAUAGUGAGCAGAAACCAAAAUCAAGGCCGAGGCCUAUUCUUGGAGCUGCUGCUUCUCACCAUUUAUGGCCCUGGAUGAUUUACCUGGUUCAACAGCUUUGUUGUUCACCACAUAGAUUUCCAUAAAUCAGAUCAACAGAACGAAACAUUUGUUUAUUUAAAACUACAUGCAUUGUUCACCACUCAAUCAUGUUGUAGAUAUGAAAUGAUUGCUGCAUAAUUUGGACUGAGCUUUCUGUGGCAAAGGCACAUUGGAGACCAGAACUUGCUUAAACGACUCUUGGAAUAGGCAUUAUGCAAUGGGUUUAUUAUAUGCUAAAUGGUGUAAUCUUAUUUUUUUAAAAUAUUACAGUUGAAAAAUCAAACUGCCAAAGGGUUGGGAGUGGGUGGAAAAGUUGAUGUGAAAAUUUUUUGUAAGCAGUUAAAGAGAUUGAGGUUUAUAAAUAAACAUUUCUGCUGUGCAGUAUUUUAUGCAAGA
Messenger RNA from Amblyraja radiata (thorny skate), 4343 nucleotides. RefSeq names its product endoplasmic reticulum to nucleus signaling 2 (gene ern2). Gene Ontology annotation, cellular component: IRE1-TRAF2-ASK1 complex. The transcript has 23 exons. Gene Ontology annotation, molecular function: RNA endonuclease activity; ATP binding; protein serine/threonine kinase activity. The record is from RefSeq and is a predicted model, not a curated record. Bases 567 to 3194 code for a protein of 875 amino acids. Lineage: Eukaryota; Metazoa; Chordata; Chondrichthyes; Rajiformes; Rajidae. Gene Ontology annotation, biological process: IRE1-mediated unfolded protein response; protein phosphorylation; intrinsic apoptotic signaling pathway in response to endoplasmic reticulum stress.